GCUUUUCAUAUAAGUAGAGUGCCUGGACGUACUAUGCAUUGGUUGCUAUCAUUUAUACGUGAUGAGGCUACCUGGCUAUUACAAAUUGAAGAUCAUAGCAUCCUUAAUACUCAAGAUGUGCAACCAGAAAAUAUCUCUUCUUUUUUAACUGAACAGUUUGGCAAAGCUAAAAGCACCCUAAUGUAUGAAGAUCUCGAAUUUUCUCGCUUAGUGGAAGGAUUCUCUAAAAUUACGAAUAUUCCAAUAGGUCUUGGUUUUACUAAUGAUGAAAUUCUUACAGAACAAAA
Molecule: messenger RNA, 287 nt
Organism: Racocetra persica
Lineage: Eukaryota; Fungi; Glomeromycota; Glomeromycetes; Diversisporales; Gigasporaceae
Source: the annotation of a GenBank genome assembly